Molecule: messenger RNA, 1306 nt
Organism: Alternaria rosae
Lineage: Eukaryota; Fungi; Ascomycota; Dothideomycetes; Pleosporales; Pleosporaceae
Exons: 1
Coding region: 284-1306 (340 amino acids)
Source: RefSeq, a predicted model, not a curated record
AACGAAGUAAGUCUACAGCCUCAGACUCUCGUCAGCCUAAUGCCAUGGCUUCUCUUAAAUUCACUAUCGAUUUAGUCUCCCCUUCCCUAUAUAGAUCACCCCCCUUUUCCCUCCUAGCCGUUCUCCAUCACAACAGCUGGAUCUGCUCUCAACUCACGCCACAAUCUACGCGUCGAUAUCAGCUCUGGAUCACCACUAGCAACUUCCAAGCUUUGCUAGACAAGAAACAAGUUGUCUGCAUCAUACCAAUUACUCCCAUCUUCUUGUAAACAACAAAGCAGAGAUGGCGCCCAUUCCCUUUGCCAGGCAGAUUGAGCUUGCCGCUCAAAAGGACACGAAUGCCGCCGCUCCAUCUCCUAAUGGCAAGGCCAACAUCCUCGCUUCGGCAUUCGUGACCGCUCCUGGUCCCAAGAAAGCCAUGCAAGAGACCGAGACCAAGAUGAGCAACGUGGCCAAGAUCUACACGCUCUCCCAUGCCGACCGCAAGGUCCUAGCGCGGGGACCAAAGGUGCAAAUCGUCGACAGCGAGAACGCACCAGUAGCCGAGAUGCCAAUCGCUCUUUUCCGUGCCAUUUCCAUAAAGAAAGAGAUGGUAGCUGGCUCCGAUCCACUUGUAAUCAAGCUGCCCGCAGAACUUGAAGUGCGCAUGGUCCAGGAUCUCAUCUUACACUUCAACGAAAUCACCACCUGGAAGAAGUACGCGAAGGAGCUGCGCCCUUAUGAAGCCCCGGGAACAUACGAGGACAUCCAGCUCUGCAGCGCCGCAGAAUACCUCGGCAUGAUGCUGUACACGCAGCAAAUCUUCAACCGAUACUGGGCCCUCAUCCGCUCGGAGCGUCUCCCAGAGUACUCUGACAUCGACGCCUUUUCCGCUGUCCAAACCCCUCUCGGCGAGAACAUCUUCCGCAAAGUCGUCAAUAAGCUCACUCAGCUCGACGUCGAAGGCAAGAUCCCAGACCCAAAGGACUACGCGCUCUACCUCGAGCACAACGAGCGUUUCGGCCGAGCCGUGACGAAAGCCAAGGUAAAGAUGCAAAAGCACCUCAACUAUGUUGAGCGCAAGGCCAAAUGGGAGGCCGAGGCGAAACAGAAAAACGAUGCUGAUCAGAUGAUGUCGCAGCAGCGGAAGCAGUAUGAGAAGGAGAAGGAGCAAAAAGAUAAGGCCAAGUGGGAGGCGGCGAAGAAGACGGAGAAGGAGUUGGCUGUUCGUGUCCAGGCGAAGCAGGCUCAGCCGGGGAAGAAGAAGUGGUCGGUUGAGGAGGCGAAUCACUUGCGUCGUGUUCGUGGGAUUAAUGUGCCUAUUUAG